Messenger RNA from Pseudo-nitzschia multistriata, 1255 nucleotides. The record is from the annotation of a GenBank genome assembly. Lineage: Eukaryota; Bacillariophyta; Bacillariophyceae; Bacillariales; Bacillariaceae.
GGGAAUAACCCAUCAUGUUGAUUCUUGACUCAAAAGUCAGUCAGAGGAGUUCGAAUCCCAGUUGAAGUGGACGCGCUGUGCACGAAGGUAUCCAAAUAUCAAAAACUACGAGUAUCCGAAUCAAAAGGAGAAGGUCGACUUCUUAGUUACCGGUACUGCGGUAUGCACUUGUACUGUUACUUGGAGGAGUACGAAACAGGCUGCUUUUCUCGAAAUGCAGCACAAUCAAUGCAGUUGAAAGCAUAAAUUGAUACCAAUCAACUCUGACUCUCGAAAAAAUCCAGCAGGAAUCAAAUCUACUAAUGCAUCCAAAGCUCUUUGUUGUUUGCACCUUGCUUUACGCUACGGCAAACAUUUUUCUGCCGGCAAGGGCAUGGACGAAUACACACUCUAACAAAUACGACCACCACUACAAUCAGCAACAGAAGGUUGACAGUGGCGACUCUCUUAAAAUCGAUGGCUUGGGUUCGACACUUUCUCGGCGAGAUGUCUUUGGAUCCGCGACCGCUGCAAUAGUCGCUGCAGCACUGCCCUUGCCAGCCGACGCUUUACCUGAUGGAGACCCACCCCUGGAUGGCCUUCACGUUCGAGACCGAAAGUCUAAUAAGGGCGCGCUGAUUCGAGAAGAUUAUUGGUUCAUGAUGGGAAAGACUCCUCCUCGUGUUCUCAAUGGACCACUCAUAACCGACGACCCUGAGUUCAACGCCUUUGGAUCGUGCGAAACGUCCGGUGGUGGUGGUGGUUCGAACUCGUGUACCUACGUUUCACUGAAACAACGCAUACCAGUCUAUUCGAAGUACGGCUUUAGCAUCACAUUGGGAGCAAAAGAAUAUUCCAUGCUCGGUAAUUCCUUGCGAAAAGGUGAUUGGAAUGGUGCCGUGCCAUAUCUGGUGAGUCAAGACUCAAACCUACCCCCACCACCUCCGGUCGACGCCUUGCUGAAGAUGGUCCUCUUCGCUUCUGGGAUGCUAACGUCACCGAACUAUAGCGGUCCGAGCAAACGACUAUUGGUAGCAAGAUUUUAUGCGAACGAAGUUGGUUUUGCGAUUGGAGAAAUCAAAGAGGCCAUCGAUGCCCGCGACCAAAAACGAGCUAUGGAAGCAUGGGAAUUCGGAAGAGAUUCUUUCAACUCGUAUUUCCAGAUUGUAAAUGACAGCAUUUCGCCAAAGGUGGGAGACAAAUUCGAUCUCAUACAAUAACAUUACAUUUACGAAAAACAAAUUUUUCGAAUACGAUAACCAAGGUCGUUUUACAG